Messenger RNA from Gossypium raimondii (Peruvian cotton), 956 nucleotides. RefSeq lists its product as uncharacterized. The transcript is spliced from 3 exons. The coding region runs from base 108 to 797 and encodes 229 amino acids. NCBI's taxonomy places the organism in Eukaryota, Viridiplantae, Streptophyta, Magnoliopsida, Malvales, Malvaceae. Gene Ontology annotation, cellular component: nucleus. The record is from RefSeq and is a predicted model, not a curated record. Gene Ontology annotation, biological process: RNA splicing.
AGAGCCGGCACGCACUCUAAAUAACACCCCGAUAAAGAGGCGGCGUUGAAACAAAGAGAAAAAAGCUUCGGAAAUUUUAAAUCGGAAAAAAAGGGGGAAAACGAAGAAUGAGUGUGUAUGGAGGGGAUAGUUGGGGAAGAGAAGCACAAUACCGAAAGAGAAGAAUUGAUGAAGUUGUUCUAGAAGGGAUCGAAAUUGAUGAUGGGCAUGGCUCUUCUUACAAGAAGCUCGCUUCUGGCAAAUACGCUUGUCUUGUCUGCCCUCAAAAUCCCAUCUUUGAUACUCCUCUCAUGCUUUCGAUGCAUUGCAAAGGAUCACGUCAUUUGGCUGCAAAGUCGAAGGCGAAAGAAAAGGAACUUACGAGACAAAACGAAAUAAACAAGAGACUAGCUUUGGAAGGCUCUUCGACUACUUCCUCUAUUAACUCGAGUACCACUAAGCAAAAUGCUCGUUUACCUAGCAAAAGCAAACCAUUGAUCCAAAUGGCACAAAAGGCUGCUUCUGAGAUACUCGGUAAUAAAAGACUCGAGGUUGACUCGAGAAACGAAAACCACAACACGGUGGUACCGAGACAGAAUGAUGUUAAAAAUGCAACACUGGGUUUCUCUCGGGAUCACAAUUGUUUGAAUGAAACAUCCCACAAGCUAAUACAGAACCAUCUGGAUUUCCGGGAAUGUAGAGAGAGAGAACUUAAGUUUACAUCUGCAGGUUGGAAACGUGAUUGUCAUGGUAAAUGGUACAAAGAUGAAAAUGUUGAAUUUGACUCGGAUGAAGAAGAUCCAAACUCAUCAUUUUGAUGGAAGAUCCUGAUUAGCCCUUGUAGGCACAAUGUGCUGGAGAUAGGAGAUUAACUAUUGAAACGAGAAAGGAUUGUAUAAAACGGUGAUACCAUGUCAACGUAUAUCACUUUCAUUCAAACCAUGUCACGUAAUCAAAGCAAGUAAUCAUUUCUCCAA